AUGUCGACCCCCCUCGCCACAGUAGCCAUCCUCUCAAUCGGGCAAAUGGGCCUCGGCAUCGCCGCACUCCUCACCUCGCACAACUACCGCAUAACAACCAACAUCAGCGGCCGCAGCGCCGCCACAAAAGCGCGCGCAGAAUCCGCUGGCAUACACCUCUAUGCUACAGACGAGGAGCUCGUUGCAGACGCAGAUUACAUACUGAGUAUCGUGCCGCCACGUGACGCUGUGGCGACGGCGAAACGCGUGGUGUCUGCGCUGCAAUCGGAGAGAUGUGAGAGGGACAGGAGAGAGAAGGAGAAGGGCGCGGUGUGGUAUUUGGAUCUGAAUGCUAUUAGUCCGGGCACAGUGAGGGGGGUAGCGGGACUGUUUAAGCAGAAUGAGAAAGACGUUGUGUUUGUAGACGGGGGCAUUAUCGGUGGCCCGCCAGCGCCGCCAUCACAGACAGAUCAAACUGCAUGGACAAGACCCGGUAUCCCGCUAUCGGGACCUCAUCCGCUGGACUCCGCACCCAUUUCCGGGGCCCAUCUAGCUGAAGUACUUAACACGCGGUAUCUCGGCGGGGAAGUCGGGACAGCGUCGGGGCUGAAAUGCUGUUUCGCGGCGCUGUCAAAGGGGUUUACAGCAUUGGCGCUGCAAUCUUUCUCGUCGGCGGAGUCGCUGGGUGUGCUGGAUCCGUUGCGUGAGUAUCUUGAUGUGUAUAAUCCUGGUGCGAGACCGAAGGCAGAAAAGAGUGUGGUGGGGUGUACGGGGAAGGCUUAUCGGUGGGUGGAGGAGAUGAUGCAAAUUGGUGAGUGUUUUCGAACGGAAGGUGGGACGGCGGGUGAGGCGAGUGUGUUCAGGGAGAUUGCUGGCGUGUUUACUGGGUUGGCUGAUGUUGUGGAGAGGAACGGGAAGGAGGAGAUGGGGAGUGUGGAGGGCGUCGUUGGAGCGCUGUUGAAGGAUCAGAAGAACAAGAAGAACUAG
Molecule: messenger RNA, 966 nt
Organism: Alternaria ethzedia
Lineage: Eukaryota; Fungi; Ascomycota; Dothideomycetes; Pleosporales; Pleosporaceae
Exons: 1
Coding region: 1-966 (321 amino acids)
Molecular function (GO): oxidoreductase activity, acting on the CH-OH group of donors, NAD or NADP as acceptor
Source: RefSeq, a predicted model, not a curated record